CAGCGACGGACGUACCGCAUACCGUACUCCGUGCUCUGUCUCCGUGCUCCGCACUCCGCACUCCGAACUUACAGUACUCGGAAUCCGUAGGCGUACUCCGUAUUCCGUAUUCAGAGUCAUCAGCUGCAGUUACACGUACGCAGCCCGGCCGUGCAAGUGUGUCCGUAUAUCCGUAGAGCCAUCUCUUUCGCUCUUCCCCCUUCGAAGGCAGUGCGUGUCCGUAAUUGGCAGGUCUCAUUGUAACCCGUAACCAGAAACCCGGAGACGUGCCAAGUGCCACAGAUAAAUUAACUGGACGCGAACGCGCCUCAUUUGAAUGCCAAUCGAUUGACGGCUAGUUUGGCGAUUCCAAUCCGUAGUGCGUGACCCGUGCAUCCCUCGCAGGAUAACUGAAGACACGUACCACAGACACGUGCGUGUGUGUUUGUGUGACGCGGACAACAAAAGGAUGCGGCCUUCAAAACGAAUGCCACGCCCCCUUCAAUCCGUGCCCCAAGUCAAGUGCAAUAACAAGUGAUAGAGUGAAAAAGUAACUAAACAAAAACACAACCCAUUUGAAAGAAGUCUCUCGAAAAGCAUCGCUAUGUUGCCCUACCAGGCAGCCGUGGCCAUGGACUACGCCGGAUACCAAAGGCAGCCCACGCCAGGACACCCCGGCAGCCACAUGGCCACCAUGGGAUCCCUGGGCAUGCCGGCGGUGCCCUUUACCCACAGCUGGAUGGUGCCCACGCAGGACCUGUGCGCCAUGCCCCCAUACAACAAAAUGCCCGGACACCAGCAGCCGCCCGGACCCGGAAUGCAUGCCCAGCAACAGCCCCUCGAACCCGGCAUCCUGGAACUGCGCAAGGAGAAGUCGAGGGACGCGGCGAGAUCGCGUCGCGGGAAGGAGAACUACGAGUUCUACGAACUGGCCAAGAUGCUCCCCCUGCCGGCAGCCAUCACCAGUCAGCUGGACAAGGCCUCCAUCAUAAGACUGACUAUCAGCUACCUGAAGCUGAGGGACUUCUCUGGUCACGGAGAUCCCCCAUGGACAAGGGAGGCCUCGAGCAGCAGCAAGCUAAAGAGUGCCGCCAUUCGUCGAAGUCCCGCCGUUGACUUGUUCGAGCAACAUCAGGGCACCCACAUAUUGCAGUCACUGGAUGGCUUCGCCCUGGCUGUGGCGGCAGACGGACGCUUCCUGUACAUCUCCGAAACGGUGUCCAUUUACUUGGGCCUGUCGCAGGUGGAGAUGACGGGCAGCAGCAUCUUUGACUACAUCCACCAAGCAGAUCACUCGGAGAUCGCCGAGCAGUUGGGCCUGAGCCUCACGAGCGGCGGCGGCGGAGGUGGCGGAAGCUCGAGCAGCGGCGGUGGCGGCGGCGGAGCGGGAGUGGGCAUGGCCUCACCCACUUCCGGAGCCUCCGACGAUGGCAGCGGCACACACGGUACGAACAAUCCCGACGUGGCUGCCUCGAUGACCCAAGCCUCGACGAGCGGCUACAAGGGCUACGACCGGAGCUUCUGCAUCCGGAUGAAGUCCACUCUGACCAAGCGCGGCUGUCACUUCAAGUCCUCUGGCUAUCGGGCCAGCGAUGCAACGAGCAAUUGCAACAACGGUAGCAAUGCUAGUAACAAUGCUAAAAACGUUAAGAAUCCGGGCUCAAACUAUUCGGUGGUUCUGCUGCUGUGCAAGCUGCGUCCCCAGUACACCUUCUCCCACAGCCGCAAGUCGCAGCCUCCUCUCCUGGGAAUGGUUGCCCUGGCCAUCGCUUUGCCCCCGCCUUCGGUGCAUGAGAUCAGACUGGAGUGCGACAUGUUCGUGACCCGAGUCAACUUCGACCUGCGAGUGGCCCACUGUGAGCCAAGGGUGUCCGAUCUGCUCGACUAUUCGCCCGAGGAUCUGGUCAACAAGAGCUUGUACUCACUGUGCCACGCCGAGGAUGCCAUUCGCCUACGCAAGAGCCACUCCGACUUGAUCGAGAAGGGUCAGGUGCUGACCGGCUACUACCGACUGAUGAACAAGAGCGGGGGCUACACCUGGCUCCAGACCUGCGCCACCGUGGUCUGCAGCACCAAGAACGCGGACGAGCAGAACAUCAUCUGCGUGAACUACGUGAUCAGCAACCGGGAGAACGAGAACAUGAUCCUGGACUGCUGCCAAUUGGAACCCAGUCCGGAUAGCAUAAAGCAUGAGGAGGGUCUGGGCAACGACAAGAGCAGUGGUUCGCCAGGAGGAGAUGCCAGCGGCGAGGGCAACUCGCACCUCAGUGCCGGAGACAUGAAGCUCAACUCCCCGAAAACGGAUCCCGAGGGCCAUUCGCACCGCGGAAGGGGACGAAGUGCAGCCACCUCGCAUGGUAAUAACAUGAAUAAUCUGACCAUGAUCAAGGAUAGUCCAACACCUCUUGGCGUGGAGAUCGAUUCGGGGGUACUGCCCACCACAGUGGCCACUCCAGUGCCAGCAGCCACUCCCAACGGCAACGGCUCAGGCAGCGGAGUGCAGUCCACCAAACGGAAGCGGAAAACCAAGGCGUCGCAGCAGGCCGAUGAUCAGGGUCAGGAGCAAGUGAUCCCCGAUCAGCCUCUGCCCAAGCUCCCGGCCAUGGAGCAGCGAGAUCAGCAGCCUCGUAGCCGCUUGCCCUCGAUCGUGGAUGAGCAACCGUCUUCAGCAGCGGAUUCCGCAGUCAAGGAUCUGGAGCAGGCCAUGUCCAAGCAUUUGCCCUCUCCGGCGGCCGUGGUAUCGGUGCCCCCGUCCAACACCGACUUCAGUGCCGACUCCCUGCUCAAGCAGCAGCAACAGCAACAUCAGCAGCAACAGCUGGAUCCCAACGAAAAGAGCAGCACCAUCCAGUGGAUAGGUGGAUACCAGCAGCCACCGGCCCCCAUGCCGGCUACCGCUCUCCUCCGACAGCUUUAUGCCAACCGGGAAAGCGUGAUCCGGGCGACGGCCAGGCAAACGCCUACCGGAGUGGGACCCGGAGUUUUCUACGGUGACCAGCAAACGGGACCCCUCCCUACGCCGCCGGGCAGUGAGUCAUCCUACGAAAAUCAAUACCUGCAGCUGCACUCCGCCGCCUCCGGGGGUCAUCCCGGUGGCCAGAAAACCUCCGCCGAUGCCUUCACCAACUUGGUGUCCACCUACGGGGGAUACCACAGCUCCAUCGACUAUCACAACGCCAUGACCCCGCCCAGCUCAGUGUCUCCAAGGGAUUCGAAUCAGCCCGGAAAGGCAGCUCCUGUACUGACUUCAAACGGGGGCUACGACUAUGCACCCGAUCCGCUACGGGUUCAAUAUGCAACUGCCUCCGGAGACGGUGUGCCCGCAUCGCUGCCGCUGAAGCCCCAGGCCUCGUACACGGCCACAAUGCAUCCUUCGGGCAGCACAACCACCGAGGGCGGAGUGACCUACAGUAAUCUCGACCAGCCGCAGUACUUUGCUCCCCACUCGAGCUUUCACCUUUACCACAAGGGCAGCCCGGCCAGCGGAUGGUACUCGACGGCUUCCUAGGUGAUAGACGACCAGGGGCAGGCUCCGCAAUCCUGUCAGGACCAGUACCACCACCACCAUCAAGAAGGAUCAGCAGGAGCUAGUGGGAGUCCGGCGGGGGAGCGUUGGGACUUUGUGGGGGCGCUGGGCAAGGUGGCUAGGAUGUUCUUCAGUGCUAGGAAGGGAAAUCCGGGUUAAAGAGCAGGUUUGCCCCCAGCUCCACUCCGACAGCAAUCCCAAGGAGUUAGAAUAGAGUUAGGACAAACUAAAGCGUUAAAAGAAACAUUCAAUGUUGUUAAAUAGUUCUUAAGUCUGUAAAUUAUGACACCCACACUCCGCACUCGGAGACUGGGACACACGGAGACCCAAUGAAAUUAUAGGCAAAAAUACUCAAAACGCAAUUAAUUUAAAAGAAGAAACUAACAACUAGUAAAGCUAAUCGUAAUUAAAGUUAAAGGUACAGUAAGACUUGCAUAGAGUGCCAAGGAGCAGGAACCGAGCAGCAGUGCGCUGCGAGAGAGGGAAUCAAAAAUGAAACGGCUUGAACUUCACCCUCUCCCAACCAAUUGUUAUUAAUUAUUUAAAUCAAGUGUAAUUUUAGCCAGACAUACACACACGCAUAUAACAGAUAAGCCCCCUAAAUAUGUAAACAUAAAUAAAUAUAUUUAAACUUUUUACAACAUAUCAAAUGCUUCCUCCUGUAGACUUAGGAUUACCUUUAACGACACUCGCCCUAGGAUAUUCAUUUCGAUUCGAUACUCGACCCCAUCAAGUCGACCCAUUAUUACCUCUAAGAGUUCCGCUACCGUUCGUCUACUUCCGUUUCCUCCCUAUUGUAUAUUUAAUGAAACCAUCUUUAAACCGAGUUAAAGUAAACUAAAUGCAAAGGCAACAAAUUAAAAGUGUAAUUAAAUUUUUUAUAAAAACAAAGAAAGUUUCUCCCAUUAAAGGCU
Drosophila eugracilis is the source of this 4419-nucleotide messenger RNA. RefSeq names its product protein trachealess (gene trh). Gene Ontology annotation, molecular function: DNA-binding transcription factor activity, RNA polymerase II-specific; protein dimerization activity; RNA polymerase II transcription regulatory region sequence-specific DNA binding. Lineage: Eukaryota; Metazoa; Arthropoda; Insecta; Diptera; Drosophilidae. Gene Ontology annotation, biological process: regulation of transcription by RNA polymerase II. The coding region runs from base 584 to 3487 and encodes 967 amino acids. The record is from RefSeq and is a predicted model, not a curated record. The transcript is spliced from 10 exons.